Salmo salar (Atlantic salmon) is the source of this 2905-nucleotide messenger RNA. Its product is annotated as tumor necrosis factor receptor superfamily member EDAR. Gene Ontology annotation, cellular component: plasma membrane. Gene Ontology annotation, biological process: positive regulation of canonical NF-kappaB signal transduction; positive regulation of JNK cascade. Lineage: Eukaryota; Metazoa; Chordata; Actinopteri; Salmoniformes; Salmonidae. The record is from RefSeq and is a predicted model, not a curated record. Gene Ontology annotation, molecular function: signaling receptor activity.
CUCUGUGAGGAGGAGCUACUCUGGAUCACCGGGCAUGCAUACGGCGGACUGAAGACACAGAGAUUAACGGAGGAUCUGUUACAGAGAUUUAGAUAUCGGUGAUGCCUGUCAGACUGCCCAAUACAGUCUAAUCAUUAGGCUACAGCAGUCCGUGCAGACAGACCACAGCAUUGCUCCGACCAUCACUCUAUCGUGGAGAUAGGCUACACUCCGCAAGACCUGUCCCGUCGAAAACCCCACUCUACACGCAGGGGAAGGUGAGAAGAUGUUUCAGAAAGGAAGUCACAUAGAGUCCCUCUUCCUCUGUUUGUUGUUGGUGUCCUGUCCUCCCUGUCUCAGGUCAGAGUACAGUAGUUGUGGAGAGUUUGAGUUCUACAACCAGACCUUCAGUAGCUGCCGGCCAUGCCCCCCAUGCCAGCCUGGACAGGAGCCCCACAUGAACUGUGGCUAUGGGACUAAGGAUGAGGACUUUGUGUGUGUGUCUUGUCCGGCGGGGAAGUACUCAAAGGGGAAGUAUGAGAUCUGCAGGAGACAUAAGGACUGUGAAGGUCUGUACCGCGCUACAGUACUCACACCUGGGACACCAGACAGUGACGCAGACUGUGGACCCUGCUUACCUGGGUAUUACAUCCAGGAGAACCGGCCCAGGAACCUGUAUGGGAUGGUCUGUCACUCGUGUCAGAACGCACCGCGCAACACCAAAGAGUGCAUGCUUACCAAAGUCCCCAGUGUCUCAACCAGCAGUACCACCAUGUUCCCUCACCCUCACAAAGACCCCACAGGACAGGGUCACCUAGCAACCGCUCUCAUCAUCGCCAUGUCAACCAUCUUCAUCAUGGCCAUCGCCAUCGUCCUCAUCAUCAUGUUCUACAUCCUCAAAGCCAAGCCCAGCGGACAGGCGUGCUGCUCAGGUCAGGUGGUGAAGGCUGUGGAGGCUCAGACCAACAAACAGGAGGACAAGAAAGAUGUUCCAGACAACGUUGUAAUUUUCUCUGAAAAGGAUGAAUUCGACAAACUCAAACCCACGCCUCCAAAGACGGUGAAAAGUGAGAAUGAUGCAUCGUCAGAGAACGAGCAGCUGUUGAGUCGCAGUAUGGACAGUGAUGAAGAAGCUGCCUUGGAGAGGCAGGGGGCGGCUGAUCCUAACCCCAGCCUCUGUCUCCUGAACCUGGGCAACAAGCCGGACCUCUGCCUGCUCUCUCUGGGGCUUCUCGACAGGGAUAAGACUGGAUCCAACCCCACCAGUCCUAUCAAUGCUAACAACAUUAGCAAUGGCAAUGCUAACAUCAUCAAUAACAACAACUACAACAAGGCUACAGGGAUUCAGAGCCGGAGGAAGAAGAUCCUGGAUCUGUAUGCUAGAGCCUGCAGUGUGGCCGAGGGUCUGAGUCCUACAGAACUACCGUUUGACUGUCUGGAGAAGGCCAGUCGGAUGCUGAGCUCCUCCUACAGUAGCGAGGCAGCCGUGGUGAAGACCUGGAGACACCUGGCAGAGAGCUUUGGCCUGAAGAGGGAUGAGAUCGGAGGGAUGAGUGACGGCUUGCAGCUGUUUGAAAGGAUCAGUACCGCCGGCUAUAGCAUCCCAGACCUGCUCACCAGACUGGUGCAGAUAGAGAGACUGGAUGCUGUGGAGUCACUGUGUUCUGAUGUUCUGGGAGGAGGAGACACACACACUGUUCCUCUGACCUCACCACGCUGUGCAAGCGUCUGACUCCCACACACACAUGAACACACGUUUAUGCACAGAUGCAGUACACCCAUGUGCACAUACCCGCACACAUACAUUCACAAUCAAACACCCGUAGCCCUCCACAUGAAGAAUGCCACUAGGCCUUCCUAGAUUUCAGAUCUCUCUCCUUCUCCUUCAUCUCUCUGUCUCCCUCUGGCAAUUAACUUUGCGCUGGAUGCCUCGACAAAAGCUUUUUAUUAAAGAAAAUAUAGAGAUUUUAUAUAAAUUACAUUUUGUACAUAUUAUAAUAUGAGAUUUUGGAAAAAGGCAUAAUGGACCUCUUCUCUGCCAGGAUCCCCGUGGCCCCAGAUCCUCUCAUCCCCUCCCCCCUCCAGCGGUCAGCUGCUACCGCUGGCUCUAAUUGGUUGACUUGUGGCAGUCUGAUCUAAUAAUGUUGUGGUUUACAGUCAAGACUUUCAGCACCUAAUUAACCACUAAAACCAAUGAACCAGUAAAUACCAGAUGCCAGAGACCAUUAAAGAGGCUGCUUAGCUUAUAGACAGACUAGGCCUUCUGCAGCCUGAGAAAUGCAGGAAGACAGGACACCAGAAGACCCAGCGCUGCACUACUCUAUGGUCAGCCUGGCUUUGAUGCUAUGCUGGGCGAUGCCACAGGACGACAGCCAUUUUGUGCCAUUCAGCACAUAUCAGCUAAUGGUGAUAAGCUCCUAGCUAAAGACAUUUCAGGAACAAGAGAACGUGUGUUUGGUUUAUAUGAUUUAAAUGGUGGCUUUCUAUACCUCCAUGUAUAUUGUUUCUGUUGAUUGACUGGGGAGGCACAAUCCCAUCUCUCAGUGUGUCUUCACUGCUCUGGUGUUUCAAGUUAGCCAUGUUUAAAGGGUCUGGACUCCGGUAGUGUAUAUGAAUCAUAAAUGUGCAUGUACAAUGCUCAUCAUUUAGCAGGUAUCCAUAAUGGCUUCUUUUAGUUGAUCCUUGUUCAUUCCAGUCCAAACACAGCGUUACCGGAUGACUAGUAGUUUAGGUAGGUUGCUGAAUGACAGAAGAUGAUUGACUGUACUGUAUGUACAGAACCUGGUUCUCUUACCUCAGUAUCACAAAGCUCCACAGAUUAGUCUACAGAAACAAACUAUUUUUCAUGGAAACAAACGUAAGUGUAUAUAUAACUUAUUAUUGUACAUACUGUAUGCAUCAAUAAAGAAGUAUCAAUUUAAAAGUC